Kogia breviceps (pygmy sperm whale) is the source of this 5701-nucleotide messenger RNA. Lineage: Eukaryota; Metazoa; Chordata; Mammalia; Artiodactyla; Physeteridae. The record is from RefSeq and is a predicted model, not a curated record.
GGAGCCCUGAUGUCCUCUUCCCCUUCCUGCAUAUGGGCAGUCUGGAAGGCCUGGUGUGGAGACUGGGAGAAUUGCCGCUUUUGCCUUUUUUGGGGAGAACCAAGAGACUAGGGUGGUGAAGGGAGCUCGGACAGAGUCACAUGAGACCAUAACUCCAAAAGGAGCUGAGGUUGGGGUUGGGGGAGGCUGGCUCUGUGGCAUCUGAAGGGCGUGAGCUUGUUCUUUGUGGUCCAGUAAGUAGCGGGAAGGGGAAGAAGAGAGUGUAUGAAGAUUUUUUGGGCAGAUGAGACAUUCUAAGAUGGAAAGGGCUGCCAAGGAGUUAGGGAGCCCUCUGACCCUGGAAUAUGUGAGCACUCUGGGGAGGGGCAUGGCAAAGCAUCAGAGGCUUCCCAGAAACAAAUCUCUGGAUGGGAUGAGAGAUUGUCCAGGCCUCAAGGUCCCUGCUGCCCUGCUUCCAGCCUGGGGUGGAAGAGUGCAGUAGAGUGCAUGGGAUCCUGCCUCCCCACCUCCUCCUCCAGCUUCCUAGCAGAACCUGAUAGGGGAAUCCCUGGACUAGAAUGGGAAAAAGAUCCUUGAUGACCUAAAGGCUGUGUGGUCCAAGCAGCCCUUGGGGCUUGGACCCCUUCAGCAGCCAUCUCAGUUGGACCAUCCCACUUCACCAUCCUAUGUCCUAUUCCAGCGCUGCUGCUGGUAAGUGGUAUGACCGUUGGCAAAUCGCCUAACCUCUUUUGCAUCCUCAUCAGUAUCCGCGCCCCAAGGAUGAGGGCAAUAAUAGCACCUCUCUCGUUGGGUGAUGCCUGUGAAGUGUUGGCAGGAGUUGCUGGUCCAUGCUAAAUCAUCAGUAAAUAACUCUUAUUAUUUAUUAUUAUUAUUUAUUUAUUUUUGGCUGUGUUGGGUCUUCAUUUCUGUGCGAGGGCUUUCCCUAGCUGUGGCAAGCGGGGGCCACUCUUCAUCGCGAUGCGCGGGCCUCUCACUAUCGUGGCCUCUCUUGUUGCGGAGCACAGGCUCCAGACGCGCAGGCUCAGUAAUUGUGGCUCACGGGCCCAGUCGCUCCGCGGCAUGUGGGAUCCUCCCAGACCAGGGCACGAAACCGCAUCCCCUGCAUUGGCAGGCGGAUUCUCAACCACUGCGCCACCAGGGAAGCCCCAACUCUUAUUAUUAUUUCAAUACUGCACAGUGGUAACAGGGAUUCAUUCAUUCGGUCAGUCAUUCAUUCAACAAAUAUUUAUUAAGUCUUCCUUCAUACCAGGCACUGUGCUAAUACUGGGGAUACAGAAAUAAAUAUAACAGAUGAGGUCUCAGCGCUCGUGGGCAGACAGGGAGAGACUGACAGGGAAAUAACAAUAACAAGAGGGCUGGUUUAGAUAGGUGGUUGGGGAAGGCUUCUGCAGGAAUUGGCCUGUGAGUUGAAAGACCCAGUCAGCCUGGGGAAGAGGUAGGUAGAGUUCAGGCAGAAGGCCCUGAGGAGAAUGGGCUUAGCUGGGUGCCUUCAAGGAAUGGAAAGGAGGGUGUGGUGUGAUCCCUGGAAGAAGGUUCAAGAGUUAGUCCAGGGCACAUCCUAGAGCCCGCAGUGAGGGGCUGGGGUUUUAUUCUAAGUGGCUCUAAACUAAAGGGGUCUAAGCAGCGAUGGAUGAGCUGUGCAUUUAAGAGGCACACUCUGCCCAUCUGUGAGGGCUAGACUGGAGACCAGAGAUGACCAUUAACAUCCAAAGAGCCAUUUUAUGGUUUUCAAAGCUUUUACAUUGUCUCACCGCUUACUUUAUGUACACAUUUAGUUUUAUUGUAACAAAGCAACUUGUACACGUUUAACGUUUAAAACUGAGCAUCAUCUUUCCUUUCCAGUGAAGCAAAAAGAAAAAUUUUUAAAUAAACAGGAACAGAAUUACAAUAGAGAAUGUCAAUUGCAAAUAAGAUCCUAUAGGCUCUGCUGAUUCUCCCAUCCAGUGGCAGGGCUCAAGUCAUCAUUAGGAGAGAAUUUUUAUUUUAAAAGUGUCAUCUUAAACUGCAAGGAUGUCCGCUAAACAUCACAAUUAAACAUGCCAAAGGAGAAGCCAUGUUGUCAAAGUGCCCACUGAACCCACCCAAACGUCUCAAACCCACCCUCUGCUGACCUUCUAUAACCCCAUUUAUUUAAGUUUGUUUUUUCUUUUUUUAAACAAGAGAAAGUAGACAGAUACAUGUUGGUGAAUGCUAACUGUCCAUAUUCACAUAGAGAUACAGUGUAAUCUCUGAGCCCAAUAUACAGAGAAAGGAGGCAAAAAGCUAGAAUUCUAUGCACUACUACACAGGGGCCUAGCACCCUCCAGCGUCCAGCAGAGCUAAGGGAGCAGAAGGUUUUUCUUUUUUCCCACAGAGCAUGGUGGUGUUGAUUCCAUAAAGUUUUUAUUGAGACAGGAAGGGAUAAAAAUGAAUUUGGAACAGAAAGGGGUAGAGAUUCUUUUCCCACUGAGUUGUGCUCAAGGUGUUUCCCCAAAAAAUAAGUUGUGAGCCAUGGUAUAAAGGAGAAAAGAGACCUCAAAAACAGGGCGACUGAGCACAAGAGGAGGAGAAAAAAGAAAAAAAAAAAAAAAGACUGCAACUUGCUCCCGGGGACUGGAGAAAAUUCAAAAAGGAAGGUUGGAAUCCAUCAGUGUUCCAUUCGUCAUCUUCUCCUUCGUCUUCCUCUCCUUCCUCCCCCUCUUCAUCCUCUUCAUCUUCUUCACCUUCAUCCGCAUCCCCUUCUUCAUCAGUAUCUUCCGAUCCUUCUUCUUCAUCAUCAUCAUCAUCAUCUUCUUCUCCUCCCCCUUCCUCAUCAUCCGUGUCCGGAACCAAGUAGCACUAUAAUGGAUUUGGCCAAAUAUCCUCUUUGAUGACCUCUCCUAACUCAUCUGCACCUUUCCGGAUUUCCAUUUGAUUUCAGUGGACUUUGAAGAUGGAUCACCACUCUCAUUCAGAUGAAAUUCUUUGGAGGGAACUUUAUUUUCAAAAAAGGAAGGCAGAAGAAGCCACGGCCGCUAGACCCCGGUGAGGGCUCCAAGGACACAGACAGUUCAGCUGGGCGGCGGGGCGGCGCAGGCAGAAAGCAUGGGCGCUGGCGGGGCCGUGCUGAGAGCCCCGGCAUGCCCGUGGCCAAGGUGGUACGGGCAGUAACCAGCCGGCACAGAACCAGCCGGCGGAUCCCCCCCACCCCGCCCCCAGAGGCCCCAGGCCGCCAGAACCUGAGUGGGGCAGCGGCCGGGGAGGCGCUGGCUGGGGCAGCUGGCUUCCCACAUGGAGACACAGGGAGUGUGGAGGGCGCCCCCCAGCCCACAGACAACAGCUUCACGCCCAAGUGCGAGAUCGUGGGCAAGGAUGCUCUGUCUGCCCUGGCCCGGGCCAGCUCCAAGCAGUGCCAGCAGGAGAUUGCCAACGUGGUGUGCCUGCACCAGGCCGGGAGCCUCAUGCCCAAGGCUGUGCCCCGGCACUGCCAGCGGGCUGGGAGGAUGAGCCCCGGCAUCCAGUGGGACGACGUUCGGGCCCAGCAGCCCGUGGAUGGCCCCCCAGUACGAAUCGCCUACAUGCUGGUGGUCCAUGGCCGCGCCAUCCGCCAGCUGAAGCGUCUCCUCAAGGCUGUCUACCACGAGCAGCACUUCUUCUAUAUCCACGUGGACAAGCGCUCCAACUACCUGCACCGAGAGGUGGUAGAGCUGGCCCGGCAGUAUGAUAACGUGCGGGUGACGCCCUGGCGCAUGGUCACCAUCUGGGGCGGGGCCAGCCUGCUGAGGAUGUAUCUGCGGAGCAUGCAGGACCUGCUGGAGGUGCCCGACUGGGCCUGGGACUUCUUCAUCAACCUCAGUGCCACUGACUACCCGACCAGGACCAACGAGGAGCUGGUAGCUUUCCUGUCCAAGAACCGGGACAAGAAUUUCCUCAAGUCGCAUGGCCGGGACAACUCCAGGUUCAUCAAGAAACAGGGCCUGGACCGGCUGUUCCAUGAGUGCGAUUCGCACAUGUGGCGUCUGGGCGAGCGGCAGAUCCCAGCGGGCAUCGUGGUGGAUGGCGGCUCUGACUGGUUCGUGCUAACGCGCAGCUUUGUGGAGUAUGUGGUGUACACAGACGACCCACUUGUGGCCCAGCUACGUCAGUUCUACACGUACACGCUGCUCCCAGCCGAGUCCUUCUUCCACACGGUGCUGGAGAACAGCCCAGCCUGCGAGAGCCUCGUGGACAACAACCUGCGGGUCACCAACUGGAACCGCAAGCUGGGCUGCAAAUGCCAGUACAAGCACAUCGUGGACUGGUGCGGCUGCUCCCCCAACGACUUCAAGCCGCAGGACUUCCUACGGCUGCAGCAAGUCUCCAGACCCACCUUCUUCGCCCGGAAGUUUGAGUCAACUGUGAACCAGGAGGUACUGGAAAUCCUGGACUUCCACCUAUAUGGCAGCUACCCCCCCGGCACUCCAGCCCUCAAGGCCUACUGGGAGAACACCUAUGACGUGGCCGAUGGCCCCAGUGGGCUCAGUGAUGUCAUGCUCACUGCUUACACCGCUUUCGCCCGCCUCAGCCUGCGCCACGCCGCCACCGCUGCAUCCCCACUGGCCCACCCACUCUGCAGGUUUGAGCCCAGGGGCUUGCCGUCCAGCGUGCACCUGUAUUUCUAUGACGACCAUUUCCAGGGCUACUUGGUGACGCAGGCGGUGCAGCCCUCAGCCCAGGGGCCGGCAGAGACGCUUGAGAUGUGGCUGAUGCCCCAGGGGUCGCUGAAGCUGUUGGGGCGCAGUGACCAGGCCAGCCGGCUCCAGAGUUUGGAGGUUGGCACGGAGUGGGACCCCAAAGAGCGUCUUUUCCGGAACUUUGGGGGGUUGCUGGGGCCGCUGGACGAGCCUGUGGCCAUGCAGCGCUGGGCCCGAGGCCCCAACCUCACAGCCACUGUGGUGUGGAUCGAUCCCACCUAUGUGGUGGCUACGUCUUACGACAUCGUGGUAGACGCGGAAACCGAGGUCACGCAGUACAAGCCCCCACUGAGCCGGCCCCUGCGGCCAGGGGCCUGGACUGUUCGACUGCUUCAGUUCUGGGAACCCCUGGGUGAGACCCGCUUCCUCGUGCUGCCCUUGACCUUCAACCGCAAACUACCUCUCAGGAAAGAUGACGCCAGCUGGCUGCACGCUGGGCCACCCCACAACGAGUAUAUGGAGCAGAGUUUCCAGGGACUCAGCGGCAUCCUGAACCUGCCUCAGCCAGAGCCCGCAGAGGAGGCUGCCCGGCUGCAUGUGGAGCUCACGGGCCCUGCGCUGGAGGCCUGGACAGAUGGGGAACUAGGUGGCUUCUGGUCUGUGGCCGGACUGUGUGCCAUGGGCCCCUCUACCUGUUCCUCCCUGGAGCUCUGCAGACUGACCAGCUGGAGCUCUCUGUUCCCCGACCCCAAAUCAGAGCUGGGGCCUGUCAAAGCAGAUGGACGACUCAGGUAGCAGGGUCCCAGCCAGCGCCUCCGGAAGACCCGGGGAAUUGCACCUUACAGACGAUGGAGGGAUGUCCCCUUCAUAUGCAAGAACCAGAGGCCCAGGCAGUACACCUGUGUCAGCCAUCAAGAACCUGUAGACGGCAGGGAAGUUGGGCUUAGUAUUUACCACCGCAAAUGGCUCUGCCAGGGACCAGGAUGUUGCAGGAACAUGGGGAGAAGGGCUCCAGCUUCCACAGCCCACUCUUCCUCACCUUCCCCUCUAAUUUUUUUUUUUUUUUUUUU